Messenger RNA from Lathyrus oleraceus (garden pea), 2494 nucleotides. Its product is annotated as probable inactive receptor-like protein kinase At3g56050. The transcript has 8 exons. The coding region runs from base 325 to 2253 and encodes 642 amino acids. Gene Ontology annotation, biological process: protein phosphorylation. The record is from RefSeq and is a predicted model, not a curated record. Gene Ontology annotation, molecular function: protein kinase activity; ATP binding. Lineage: Eukaryota; Viridiplantae; Streptophyta; Magnoliopsida; Fabales; Fabaceae.
UUUUAACAAAUAAAACACAAUAUAUAGCAUAUAUAUGGUUUAGUAAAAUUUAAACAGGAGUUGAUAAAUGAGGUAACAAUUACUAGUAAACGCGUUUAUUAAAGUCUAUGAGGGUCAAUGCACCAAAUUCACAUGCAACUAGUAGUAACUAAGAAAAAACUGUCAGAGCAUGGUUUAGAAUUUAGAUAUCACCAUUUUUGUCUUUUACUACUUCAACUUCAACUUCAUUAUCAGUUUCCCUCUUAUUCCUUCCACAAGUUUUUAGUCUUGUUUCAUUGUCACUGAGCUUGUUUCUUGCAAGAACAUACAAGAACGAUCAAGAACAUGAAUCUUUCUGCAGCCUUUUGGUUUGUAUCCGUGUGUUUCUUGUUUCUUAACUUGAGUUUGUGCUGCUAUUCUUUGAAUGAUGAAGGUAAUACUCUUUUGAAGUUGAAGGAGAGAAUAACCAGUGACCCUUUUGAUGCUUUGUCAACAUGGGUUGAUGAUGAAGCUUCUCUUGAUCCUUGUCAUUGGUUUGGAGUUGAAUGCGCAGAUAGAGAAGUUGUUGUCUUGAAUUUGAAAGACCUUUGCCUUGAAGGAACUCUAUCACCAGAGCUUAUGAACCUUGUUCACAUAAAAUCUAUUAUUUUAAGGAACAACUCUUUCUAUGGAACCAUACCUGAAGAAAUUGUAGGCUUAAAAGAAUUGGAGAUUUUGGAUUUAGGAUAUAACAACUUCAGUGGACAUCUAGAUGCUAAUUUUGAGCAUAGUAUCUCAUCACUAGCAAUUCUUUUGCUAGACAACAAUGAGCACCUUGCUGGUUUCUCUCCGAAAAUCAAUGAACUGAAAAUGCUUUCUGAGUGUCAAGUAGAUGAAAACCAGUUAACCAAUGCAGCUAACAUGGCGUCUUGUUCAGAAAGAUCCAUCAAAUGGCAUGUUCACGAAAACGAAGGUCCUAGGAGCCUGCUGGAACAUCACAAACUACAUCGUCCUCCUUAUCAUUACCAUCGUAAUCAUACUUCGCCUCUCUAUAGACCUUCUCCUUCACAUUCCCCAUCGGUCGCAGCACCACCACCGGUCCCGAGUCUAGACUCUCCUGAUCAAAAUGCUUCUGAUUCUCCAAAUCAAAAUGCCUUAGAUUCUCCGGAUCAAAAUGCUUCGGAUUCUCCUCCUCAAAGCAUAGCAUCAAAGAAGAAUCAAGUGCCUAUUUUUGCCGGAGUUAUUAUCGGCAGUGCUGUGUUUCUUGUUAUUUCAACCAUUGGUAUAUAUCUUUGUAAAACCAACAAGGUAUCUAUUGUUAAACCUUGGACUACUGGAAUAAGUGGACAGCUUCAGAAAGCACUUGUGACAGGUGUGCCAAAGCUAAAGAGAAUAGAUCUUGAAGCAGCAUGUGAAGAUUUUAGCAAUGUAAUCGGUAAUUCCCCAAUCGGUACAUUGUACAAAGGAACUUUAUCUAGUGGAGUUGAAAUUGCUGUAGCUUCUGUUUCUAUGACAUUAUCCAAGACUUGGACAAAGAAUUUAGAAGCUCAGUUCAGGAAGAAGAUAGACAUAUUAUCAAAAGUGAAUCACAGGAAUUUUGUCAAUCUUAUUGGAUAUUGUGAAGAAGAAGAACCUUUCACCAGAAUGUUGGUUUUCGAAUAUGCACCAAAUGGGACGCUAUUCGAGCAUUUACACGUAAAAGAAGCCGAGCAUUUGAACUGGGGACCGAGACUUAGAAUUGCGACAGGAAUGGCUUACUGCCUACAAUACAUGCAUGGACUGGACCCUCCUGUGGCCCUUAUCAACCUGAGUUCUUCAACUGUCCAUUUAACUGAUGAUCAUGCAGCAAAAAUCUCGGAUUUGAGUUUCUCCCACGAAAAAGAUUCAUCUGAAAAGAAACCUGAUGGUAGAAAAGACAUUGAUAUAGAUAUGAUGGAUUCAACAAGUAGAGCGAGUAAUGUUUACAGCUUUGGUGUUUUGUUAUUCGAGAUAGUAACUGGUCGAAUUCCUUAUUCGGUUGAUAACAGUUCAGCUGAAAACUGGGCAUCACAUUAUCUAAAAUGGGACAAACCUCUCGAGGAAAUGGUGGAUGCAACUCUAGCAUCUUACCAAGAAAAUCAGGUGGAACAAGUUGCUGAGUUGAUAAAAGAUUGUGUGGAUCCUGAUUCGGAGAAGAGACCGAGAAUGAAUGAAGUGAGUGAGAGAUUGAGAGAGAUAACGAAAAUGUCGCCUGAAUUUGUAGUUCCUAAACUUUCUCCACUUUGGUGGGCUGAGCUUGAGAUCUCUUCUGCAUAAGCAUGUUGAAAUUGAAAUCAAUGAAUGAAUUAGAUUGUAGUUUGUAAUUAAGUAUGAGAGGUUUUAGCAUUUUCAUGAGUUUUAAUUUGUUUAAGGUACAAAAAAGUUGUUACUUGUUGUGUAAACUAUUAUAGGAUGGUUGAUCUCAGAAAACAUUUUAUAAGAAUGAGAUAAAAAAAAUGUAUAGUAAAGUUCUUUUUAGGUGCUUAGUUUUUUCUAGAAGAAAGACCUGAGUCUGAGA